GCAGGAGGAGGAGGGUAGGGAGUGAGCAGAGUGAGGCCAGAUUAAAACCAAGAAGGAAUAAAGGGAACACCAUCAUAUUCUCCUUGUUUUAGUACGGAUUGCUACACCAUAGACACUGUGGAGAGGAAGUAGGCGAUCAGACAGGGAGGAAAAGGAAAAGCUGGAGCAGGAGAGCAGGCUUUCCAGAGGAGGAUAUGUGAUGCAGCAUGUGGGUUACCAACACUUUAGUGCUGUAUGCAUUACGGCAGUGAGAUGUGUAAAGUAACCUCCAACAUCCCAGUCUCACAGCUGAUGAUGCAGAGGACUAACAGUGAGAGGAUUUCCUGCUGAACACCAUGGACCAGACUAAAGGCCAGAAUGCUGGGAUUGUGUCAUCUGACAAAAACGGAAGCAACCAGCUGCCAUCAACUGAAGUGGCAGCCAUGUUGCAGGAAGGCCCACGGACCAUUGUUCUCCAGAAGAACUCACAAGGUUUCGGCUUCACUUUGCGCCACUUCAUUGUGUACCCACCAGAGUCGGCCCUCCAAAGCCUCAAGGAUAAAGAAAAUAAAAAUUUACCAGGAAAAGUGGAGAGUCAGCAAGCUUGUUUGGAGCCAAUGGACACCAUUUUUGUGAAAAGUGUGAAAGAAAAUGGCCCUGCUCAACAAGCUGGACUGUGUAUUGGAGACCGACUGGUGAAGAUUAAUGGGGAGAGCAUUCUGGGGAAAACCUAUUCUCAGGUUAUCACACUCAUCCAAAACAGUGAGAACCUUUUGGAGCUCAUUAUUAUGCCAAAAAAUGAGGAUGUGUUGCAGUUGGUAAGUGUGUACUCCCAGAAUGUCAACUCCAAAGGUGUUAAACCGUACUCAGGUGAGACCCAGAACCUUCCAGAACCUCUGCAUCUCUGCUCCCUGGCCUCUGGUGUGAGCUCCACCAUGCAGCAUCCCUCUUCCAACCCUCUGGACAACUGGCCACACAAUGGCAGAAGUGCCGUCUCACCACUGGAGAACCAAGCCCCUGCUACCUCUACCUCCACCUCUGGCCAACCACAAGCUCCAGAGGAUUCCAGCAGACAUUUUGCUCCACCAUGGCAACAACAGGACUGCAAUUAUGCAAGCCUGAAUGCAUUUGACUUCCAUUUUGCUAACCAUAAUGCUGCCAUCACCUCUGCAACGCUGCCUCCACCUCGAAGGAGCAGACUGCAGGCCUCUUCACGUGCUCACAGCGAUGCACUCUACCACCAGGCUCUGUCAGACUGGUACUACAGCCAAGCAGAGACAGCAGAACACAUUUCCCCCCAACAUUUAAGUGUAUCUCAGGACUAUCUAGCCGAACCGCACCUGGGUUCGGCACCCAGGCCCAGAUUUAUACCCAGCCCUACGACCUUUGCAGAACACCACAGAAGAGAAACUUUCCUUCAUCAUCAGCGAGCAGCAGGUGCUGUGCAUGACUCCUACUGGCAAGGAGACUGCGACGCUGGAUUGGGUACUGCUAGCAACUCAUGCUCAGAGAGUCUGUUGGCAGCCUAUGCUGAAUAUGAGCACAAUUAUGGGCGCUCCGUGGAAACACUGGCAGAGGCCUCGGCUCUGGUCUCACAACAUUAUGAACAGACUUCAUCAAAUUCCCACAUGACAUGUAAAAGAGAACAGAAGAAGCAGAUGGCUCCAGAAGGACAUGAACAUAAAACUACAGUGUUGGCUUCCCCCACUGUGCCACUUGGCCACAUGCAGUCAGCUCAGCAGGUGGCAGAGCCCCAAACAAGAUGGCUGGAAGAAGAGGAAGUGGUGGACUACAGAAGCUACAGCCCCUCAUUUUACCACAAAGAGGGCCAUCUCCUCCAGCAGGCCCACUCUUUCAGAGAGCCUGCUUACAGUGGCCCUCACCUCAACUGGGGGUCUGGCACCAGAAGAGAGAGUGCCUUUUCCCGUCUCCAGUCUACUCCUGCACCCCGGACUUUAGAGGAGAAGACGAAGCAGCUAAGAGAUGACAGAGAGGUCAUCUCCUCUGUUUCCCCAGUUCAAGAGGUGGUCCUGAGGCAAAGGCCCCUGUUUACCUGUCAGACACCCUUUCAGGCUAACUCCACUCCCACCGUAUCACCGGAAGCAUCUGGUUGGAUCCCUGCAGCCAGAACAAUUCCUGUCCCUCAAGAAACUGGGUCCAGCCGGAGCGUUAAUAGUAGCCUUGCCCAUGCCUUUAAUUCCCUCUCUUCCAUUCCCUUCAUAGGAAGCUUUAAAAGUCGCCGCUCCUCUUACUUGCUGGCCAUCACCACUGAGCGAUCCAAGUCCUGCGAUGAAGGACUCAACACUUACAGGGAUGAGAGCCGAGUCUUCUCUAAAUUACCAAAGAGAGUGAAGAGCUUUUUCACUGAUGGGUCUUUGGACAGUUUGCGAGCCCAGGAGGACCCCUGCUCGAAGCGCCACUCCACAUCAGAGCUGGGUAUCAUCACCUUUAGUGACGUCCGGAAGGAGGGCUGGCUACACUACAAACAGGUCCUCACAGAGAAGGGAAAGAAGCUAGGAGGCAGCAUGCGGCCUUGGAAACGUGUCUUCAGUGUGCUUCGCCAUCACUCCCUUUUCCUUUACAAAGACAAGCGUGAAGCUGUGCUGCAUGGCACCGGGGCAGGCAGCAGCCAGGAUGAACAUCCACCAGUCAGUAUUCGAGGCUGCCUGAUUGACAUUGCCUACAGUGGAACCAAACGAAAGCACACCCUGAGGCUGACCACGCAGGACUUCUGUGAGUACCUGCUGCAGGCUGAAGACCAGGACGACAUGCUGGCAUGGAUCAAGGUCAUCAGAGAGAACAGCAAAUCAGAAAAUGAGGAGAUUGGACAAGUUCUAAUCAACAAGAAGCUGAAUGACUACAGGAAACACAGCCUGACAGGCAACAAGCCGGAUUCCUCCCCCAGAGCCCAUCGCAUGGUGCCUGACUUCCUCCUGGCUAAAACAGACAAUACUUCAGGGAACCGAACCUCAAGAGCUGAUGACAACAAGGCCCUGUGGGGUAUCAACCUCAUGAAGAAAACAAAGAAACCAGGCUGUCCGAAAGCCUUUGGGGUGAGACUGGAGGACUGCCAGCCAGCUGUUAACCAUAAAUUUGUCCCUCUGAUUGUUGAAAUAUGCUGCGGUGUGGUGGAGUCCUCUGGUCUGGAGUACACUGGGAUCUACCGCGUGCCUGGAAACAAUGCCAUGGUGUCAAGUCUGCAGGAACACCUCAACAAGGGCCUGGACAUCAACACUGCUGAAGAGAGAUGGCAAGAUCUGAAUGUUAUCAGCAGCCUGCUGAAAUCAUUCUUCAGAAAACUGCCAGAGCCUCUGUUCACUGACGACAAAUAUAACAGCUUCAUUGAUGCCAACCGGAUAGAAGUUGCUGAUGACAGACUGAAGACCAUGAAAAAACUGAUCCAUGACCUCCCAGAUUAUUAUUACCAUACCCUUAAGUUCCUGGUGAGUCACUUGAAGAUGGUGGCAGACCACUCUGAAAAGAACAAGAUGGAGCCAAGAAACCUAGCUUUGGUGUUUGGUCCCACUCUGGUGAGGACGUCAGAGGACAAUAUGACUGACAUGGUCACCCACAUGCCCGACCGUUAUAAAAUAGUGGAAACACUCAUCCUUCAUCAUGACUGGUUCUUCUGCGAUGGUGAGCUGGAUCAGGACAAUAUGGUUCCUGAGGGUAAGCGGGACAUUCAACCUGUCCCUAACAUCGAUCACCUGCUGUCAAACAUUGGCAGGCCGGGCAUGCCUGGGGAUGCUUCAGAUUCCACCGCCAGUGACUCAAUUAAACUGAAGAUUUCUUCCACUUCCAAGAAAGAUUUAAAUGCCAGGGACUUCCUUCCCAAGUCCAUCAUCUCUGCUGUGACCCGCAAACGUAAAAAAUGCCUCAGCACCCAUCUAACAGUCAGCAGCGGCGAUGAGGACUCUGAGCAUGAACUGGUCAAAAACACAAGCUACGGAGAGAGAGAUGAAGGUCCCCUUGAUGGAAGGGGACCGCAAGAACUGGUCCAGGGGGAACAUACCUGCUCCAAAAAAGAAAAAAGACAUGGAGUGGAACAUGUGCAGACAUCUGAAGAGGGAAAAGGAGAAGAAGAAACAGCUGUGAGGAAGGGAGCAGACGGGGGGGGAGGUUCUUUCCUUGGUUCUCAGCAGAGCCACGGCAAAUACCCAAAACCUCCAGCAGCAACAAGCCCACCAUCACAUACCAAGAUUCCGAGCGACGUCAAAGAACGUCCCAGCGUUCCAUUCUGGAUCUCCCCCAGCUGCCCCCCAUCUUUGCAGACCUCCAGUUGCCUUACAGAGUGGAGUCAGGCAGCCAGUACAGGCAGGCCUGCUAGGACCAGGGCCACCUCCAUUAACCUGGAGCUGGGCCGGGGCCAGGAGAUUGGCAGAGGUCAGAGAUCAGAUGGGGUAAAGGUGAUCAGAGCUGGGGAAGUGCUAGCAGCUCAGUGUGGAUUUCUUCAACAGAGAUCCGUCACAGCAGGCUCAGCUCAACAUCCCUUUUCUGCCUUCUCCUCUACUUCAGGAUGGACUGAUCAGCGAUCCUCCUCUGUGGUGUUAAGGUUGGCUCCAGAUUCUCAAGCCAGGAGGAGAGCAUGGCGUCGCCACACUGUGGUCAUUUAAGCCAACUUUUAAUUCUACUAAAACAGAAAAGUUUACUCGCCAACAUCUUCUCAACUGUUUGUCUCUCAAACCGUAAUGGUGUGCCCCUUUGUACGCAUCCGUAUCUCAUGCCUCAAAAAUCCGACUUUUACUAGCUGUUAAAAUGUUGUAAAUAUAAGAACAGAAUAUCUUAAUUUAUUUAACAAGCAAAAAGCUAAAAAUGUGUGUUAAAAACAAAGUCUAUCUUAGCUACUUACUUAGGGAAGCGGAAAAACUGGCCUACUGAUCACAUGCAGUAAUAAAUUGUUCAUCAUUGCAGUGAGCAGUUUUCUACAGCCAGAGGUUGAUAGGCUUUUAAUCCAGUGCUCCAUAUGGGACCCUUAUCAUUAGGAGAGAGCAGAGGCCAAGCAGAACCACAGCCAAAUCUCCCAACUCUGACUCCCCAGGUGGUUUUCCAAGUUUUGACCUUCCAGCCCUCAGCUGUAGUUUAUUAAUAAUUAGAUGAAUCUGACCCAAACUUUUCUGCCAAGACAACUUGAUCUCUGCGCCCUUCUUGAUGUACUAUGAUUGUGCAGAAGCCUGUUUUGUAUUUGUUGCCUAAGUCUUUCCUAACCUUUGUAUAUGAAACAUAAUUUAUUAAAUUAUUUGUUUUGGACAUGAUUUGGCUUGUUGUCAUUUAGAUUGGAACUGAGAAGCAAGAGUGAAAUGAAGGCUGGAAUGUGUUUAAGAUUAGUUGCUGCACAGGUUUCAGUUUGAGCUUUGUUCUUGGGUUAUAGUGCAUGUUGGGGUCUUAAUAAAAUUAUUUGCAAUCCUGAGCAGUAUAAACCUAACCUAACCCUAACCCUGAAAGCAUUUAGAGUUCUUUAUGCUGUAUCCGAGACAUUUGUGGGAAUUUCUAAUUGAACCUAAAAGCUAACAGUUGAUUUUGGAUUCUAGUUAGGAGAUUUUGUAUUAAAUUUCAGUAUUUUCCAUGACAAUUGGGGAUAUACUUUCUCUGAGGGAUCUGAAUGUAACCAGCCUUAGCCUUAAAAAUAAUUCAUCACCGUAUAAUUGUGUUAAUUGGUUGAAGUCAACAUUAGAUGGAAUUUGAAGUUUCUCAUGUCAUGUUGUAAAACCUCCUUUCCGUUUGAUUUAAAACUGUUUUCAUACAUCCUUCAAUGUGUAAUACACACUAUAAUUAACUGUAAAUAAUUGCUAUAUAACAUCAGUUACGCUUAAUCAUAUGUCCAGUGAUAUUCCAGAUACUUGCACUAAAUGCUUAUUUGAAAAAGGAACUCUUCUCCAUUGUUUGUGGGAAUGUCUUAAAAUCCAGAAGUUUUGGAAGGAUGUUAUUGGGUGUCUAUCUGAAUUGUUUAAGGUGAAAGUCCCAUUAUAGGUUAAAAUCUGUGUUCUAUGAAUAUACCCAGUGGAAUUUAAAGAAUCACAGACUAAAACUAAACUGAUAGAUUACGGACUUCUUCAAGCCAGAAGAUCUAUUGCAAUAUGCUGGAGGAGCAUUGGAGCUCCCUCCCUGGGACUCUGGAAGAAAGAAAUUAUAAAUUCGCUCGGACUGGAAAAACUAACAUGCAUCACCAAGGGUAAACCUCUGGGAGCCAUAUAUGAGGAUCGUAGGGACUGAAGACAGAGCUUAUUAAUGGAUGUCGACUACAGUUUCCAUUGCCAUAUUGUCUUAUUUUUCUCUGUCUUAAUCUAAAGGGUUUUGCAUAUUUUUAAAACUAAACAAAUGCAGGUUUGAAUGGUGAGUGCGUGAGUGAAUGCAAGUGUCUAUAAGUACAUGUUUACAACGUUAAGUUUGUUGUUUGUAAGUUUGUUGUCUCCUAAAAGAGAAAAUUCAAUAAAAUAUAUUGGGGAAAAAACUGUAAAUAAUUGG
This is a messenger RNA of Xiphophorus maculatus (southern platyfish), 6441 nucleotides long. RefSeq names its product rho GTPase-activating protein 23-like (gene arhgap23b). Gene Ontology annotation, molecular function: protein binding. The record is from RefSeq and is a predicted model, not a curated record. Bases 336 to 4592 code for a protein of 1418 amino acids. Gene Ontology annotation, biological process: signal transduction. NCBI's taxonomy places the organism in Eukaryota, Metazoa, Chordata, Actinopteri, Cyprinodontiformes, Poeciliidae. The transcript has 23 exons.